AUGGUGUCGAUACUGGUGCGGAAAUUCAACGCCUACUAUGCGAAUAGACCAGUCUUCACGACCAUGAUAACCAAUGCCGUUCUGGGAGGCAUAGCAGACACCACCGCUCAAACCCUCACCGCCUUCCGCCGCCGUCAAGCCCAACGACAAUCUGACCCCGAACCUGGCCACAAAGACGACUUCUUCUCCAUCGAGAUCCAAGACAUGGAUCGCAAAGUUCCCUGGCCCGACUCGCCCUCCCAACGCCUCGCCCCACCACCCUUCGACUUCGAGCGCAUGGUGCGAUUCAUGGCAUACCCCUUCAUCAUGACGCCGUUGCAACACAAGUGGUUCGCGUUCCUGAGUAACACUUUUCCGAUAAAAGCGGGCGUGUCGGGUGCGGGGUUACAGGCGUUGAAGAGAGUGGCUUUUGAUCAGUUGUUGUUUGCACCUGUGGGGUUGGCGUGUUUCUUUACGUUUAUGACUGUGGCUGAAGGGGGAGGGAGGAGGGCUGUUGCGAAGAAGUUCCAGGAUGUGUACCUGCCGGCGUUGAAGGCCAAUUUUUUGCCCUUUGUGUCGACCAUUGGUAUUGCGUGGACUGCGUACCUUUCUUUGACGAAUUCUGCAGAGGACGAAAGCAUCGGUCUGGCUUCACCUUAG
Recurvomyces mirabilis is the source of this 639-nucleotide messenger RNA. RefSeq lists its product as uncharacterized. The transcript is spliced from 3 exons. Gene Ontology annotation, cellular component: membrane; cytoplasm. The record is from RefSeq and is a predicted model, not a curated record. NCBI's taxonomy places the organism in Eukaryota, Fungi, Ascomycota, Dothideomycetes, Mycosphaerellales, Teratosphaeriaceae. Bases 1 to 639 code for a protein of 212 amino acids.